Eptesicus fuscus (big brown bat) is the source of this 309-nucleotide messenger RNA. It is a transcript of the gene GAST, whose product is annotated as gastrin. The record is from RefSeq and is a predicted model, not a curated record. Gene Ontology annotation, cellular component: extracellular region. Bases 1 to 309 code for a protein of 102 amino acids. The transcript is spliced from 2 exons. Lineage: Eukaryota; Metazoa; Chordata; Mammalia; Chiroptera; Vespertilionidae. Gene Ontology annotation, molecular function: hormone activity.
AUGCAGCGACUGUGCGUGUGUGCGCUGCUCCUGGCUCUGGCGCUGGCCACCUUCUCUGAAGCCUCUUGGAAGCCCCGCUCCCAGCUGCAGGAUGCACCCUCGGGCCCAGGCGCCAAGAGGGCCCUGGAGGCACGUUGGCUGGACCAGCUGGGCCCAGCCCCUCCCCACCAAAGGCAGCUGAGGUUCCAGGAUCCUCCACACCCUGUAGCAGACCUGUCCAAGAAGCAGGGGCCGUGGCUGGAGGAAGAAGAAGAAGCGUACGGAUGGAUGGACUUCGGCCGCCGCAGUGCUGAGGAAGGGGACCAAUAG